AUGGACCCUCUCAAGCUGCCCAUCAGGCAGUACCAGCAGCAGAUUGUGGACUCUGUGCGCAACAAUCCCGUGACGGUGGUGAUUGGCGAGACGGGGUCGGGCAAGACCACGCAGAUAUCGCAGAUCUUGGAGGAGGCUGAUUUUGCAGACGACGGAAUCAUCGGGGCGGCGGUGACUGUGGCGCGGCGGGUGGCCUGGGAGAAGAAGGUGGAGCUGGGGCAGGAGGUGGGGUAUGCGGUGCGGUUCGAGGACCGCACCAGCCGCUGUACUCGCAUCAAGUACCUGACAGACGGCACGCUGCUGCGCGAGUGCUUGGACGAUGCUGAGCUGGCGCGGUACAGCGUGCUGGUACUGGACGAGGCGCAUGAGCGCUCCCUCAACACAGACAUCCUGUUUGGCCUGCUCAAAGAGCUGGUGGCGCGCAGGAAGAGGCCGCUGAAGCUGGUGGUGACCAGCGCCACGCUGGACGGCGAGAAGUUCUCAAAGUACUUUUCCUCCUGCCCCGUCUUCCACGUGCCCGGGCGCGCCUUCCCUGUUGAUGUGGUGCACGCUCUUGAAGACCACACGGGGGAGUACCUGGCGGCGGCGGUGGACGCGGCGGUGGACAUACACUGCAACCAGCCUGAGGGCGACAUCCUCGUCUUCCUGACUGGCCAGGCCGAGAUCGACAAGGCGGUGCGGCAGCUGAAUGAAGCGGUGCGGCAGCUGCCCGCCCACGCCUGCGGCGACCUGCUGGCGCGCGUGUUUGCGCCCGCGCCCUCCGGCUGCCGCCGCUGCAUCGUGGCCACCAACAUCGCAGAGACGUCCGUCACGGUGGACGGCGUGGUGUAUGUGAUUGACAGCGGCAUGGUGAAGCAAAAGGAGUACAACCCUCGAACCGGCAUGGACAGCCUGGGGGUGACGCCCAUCAGCCGGGUGCAGGCCACGCAGCGGGCGGGGCGCGCGGGGCGCACCCGCCCCGGCAGGUGCUUCCGCCUCUACACGCAGAAGUUCUUCGAGCGAGAGAUGCCUGACACGACCGCCCCCGAGAUCCAGCGCACCUCUCUGGUGGGCGCCGUGCUCUACCUCAAGUCCCUGCCCCUCUCCAUCGACGUGCUGGGCUUCGACUACCUGGAUGCGCCCGCGGUGAGGCAGGGGGCAGGGGCAGGCUGGCAGCAGCACCAGCAGGGCGGCGGGCGGGGGCGCGGGCCCGGCGGCGGCGGCGGCGGCGGCGGCGGCGGCGCGCCCGCCAUCAGCGCUGCGGGGCGGCAGCUGCUGCAGGAGCUGAUGCAGGAGGGGCUGGGGGACCACAUCCUGCUGCUGCGCCUGUACGAGGCAUGGGACCAAGCGGGUCAGUCGAUAGACUGGUGCCGCGACAUUGGGGUGGAUGGGCGCAGCAUGCGCUUUGCCCGCGACAUACGGCAGCAGCUGGAAAGAAUCAUCGGCCCUGACGGCGCCGGGCUGGAGGCUGGCGGCGCCAGGCGGCGGCAGCACGACGCGCAGCCGCCGGCGGGCGCGGGGCAGCAGCAGGGCGGCGGCGGCGGCGAGGGGCGGCCAUGGGACGGCGCGCGGGACGUGGGGCGGGGCGAGCGGGCGGGGGCAGGCGGCGGCGGGCGGCGUGAGUAUGGCAGGGACGGCAGGGAUGGCAGGGACAGCAAGCGGGAGAGGGAGCGGGAGGGCGGCGAGGGGCUGCCGCGCGGCGGCAAGCGGCCGCGCCGCGGCUUCAGCGACGCCGCCACCGUCACCUCCCUACGCAUGGCUCUCACCAUAGGCUUUGCCAACCGCCUGGCCCGCCGCAUGCCCAUGCACAAUGGGUACCGCACGCUGGGGCAGUCGUCCACGCUGGCGCAGGUGUGUGCCGUGGAGGCGGCCUGGGUGCAGGCCAUCAUCCCGCGCCUGGAGAACAUCGACGUCAACCGGCUGAGCGGCGGCAAGACGGGGCAGGCGGCCAUCGCCGCGGCCGAGGCCAGGGCCGCCGGCACAGAGGCGGCGGAGCAGCAGCGCUCGGCGGCGGUGGAGCGGCGCAACACGGGGGAUGCGGUGGCGGCGGCACGGGCGCGGUACCUGGCCCGCAAGAAGGCCGGCCGGUGA
Molecule: messenger RNA, 2070 nt
Organism: Chlorella variabilis
Lineage: Eukaryota; Viridiplantae; Chlorophyta; Trebouxiophyceae; Chlorellales; Chlorellaceae
Exons: 14
Coding region: 1-2070 (689 amino acids)
Cellular component (GO): intracellular anatomical structure
Molecular function (GO): ATP binding; RNA binding
Source: RefSeq, a predicted model, not a curated record